Messenger RNA from Penicillium nucicola, 1836 nucleotides. RefSeq names its product heat shock protein 70. NCBI's taxonomy places the organism in Eukaryota, Fungi, Ascomycota, Eurotiomycetes, Eurotiales, Aspergillaceae. Gene Ontology annotation, molecular function: misfolded protein binding; ATP-dependent protein folding chaperone; ATP binding. The coding region runs from base 1 to 1836 and encodes 611 amino acids. Gene Ontology annotation, biological process: vesicle-mediated transport; cellular response to unfolded protein; protein refolding. The transcript has a single exon. The record is from RefSeq and is a predicted model, not a curated record. Gene Ontology annotation, cellular component: cytoplasm; nucleus; plasma membrane.
AUGGGGCGUGCAGUUGGAAUUGACUUGGGUACCACCUACUCUCGCAUAGGACUGAUUCGCAAUAAUCGGUUUGAAAUCAUUGUAAAUGACCAGGGAAGCCGUAUCACCCCUUCAUUGGUAGCCUUCAAGGACAGUCAGCGCCUGAUUGGGGACGCUACAAGCAGCCUACUUCCGAUGAACGCGCAGAACACCGUUUUCAAUGCCAAGCGUCUCAUCGGCCGACGCUUUCACGACCCCGAGAUCCAGGCUGAUAUGCAGCACUGGCCUUUCAAGGUUAUCGACCAAGACUCGAUGCCCGUUGUGGAGGUCAGCUUCAAAGGUACGACUAGGCAUUUCACGCCCGAAGAGAUAUCGUCCAUGAUUCUUGCCAAGCUUCGUGAUGCCGCGGAGGCUUAUCUGGGUGAAUCUGUCACCGACGCCGUGGUAACAGUCCCUGCGUCUUUCAGCAACUCCCAGCGGCAGGCCACCAAAGACGCCGGGCUCAUUGCUGGUCUCAAUAUCCUCCGAAUCUUGAACGAGCCCACUGCCGCAGCGGUCGCCUAUGGCCUCAACAAAAAGAUACCUGAGGAGCACCACAUUCUUGUUUUCGAUAUGGGCGGUGGAACUUUCGACGUGUCGCUCUUAGCGAUCGAAGACGGGAUCUUUGCGGUCCAAGCUACCGCUGGUGAUACUCACCUUGGUGGCGAGGACUUUGACACUUGCCUCGUCAAUCACUUUGCCAGCGAGUUCCAGCGUCAGCACAACAGAGAUCUGACUACCGAUUCCCAAGCCCUCCAGCGCCUCCGCAUGGCCUGUGAGCGCGCCAAGCGGACGCUGUCAUCGACCACCCAAGCAGCCAUCGAGAUCGACUCCCUUCUCGACGGGAUUGAUUUCAACACCUUUCUCACCCGCAAGCAUUUUGAGACUCUCUGCCAUGGCCUCUUCCGCCGUGCCAUGAAGCUUGUCGAGCAGGUCCUCCGGGAUGCAAAGACUGACAAGCAAUUCGUCCAUGAGAUUGUUCUGGUCGGCGGCUGCACGCGAAUCCCCAAGAUACAGGCGCUCAUUUCCGACUUCUUCUGCCAAAAAGAGGCAGACCAAUCGGUGAACUCCGAUGAGGCCGUCACACAUGGUGCCGCUGUCCAGGCUGCUAUUCUGUCCGGCGAUUCCUCCUUUAAAUCCACCCAAAGCAUUCUACUUCUUGAGGUGGCUCCAUUUCCCCUCUGGAUUAAAACAGCGGACUGUGAUAAGUCGCUGAUCAAGCGUAACACUACCAUUCCCACUUCAAAAUCCGGGACUUUCUCGAUUUUCUCCGGCAUCCACCCCACUAUCUUGAUACAGGUUUUCGAGGGCGAGCAAUCCAGUAUCAAGAACAGCAGAUUGCUAGGCAACUUCAAACUCUGUAGAGAGACCAAAGCUCCAUUUGGUGGAGCCCAGAUUGGAGUCACGUUUACCAUGGAUGCCAACGGUAUUAUGAACGUUUCUGCAAUCGAGAAAGGACCCGAUAAGCCCUGUCGGGUCACGGUAUCUUACGACAAAGGCCGUCUCAAUGAGAUGGAGAUUGAGCAUAUGCUUCUAGAGGCUAAAAAGUAUCAGGAGGAUGACGAGGCUGAGAUUGCCCGUCUCCAAGCCAUGCGUAACCUUGAAUCCCACUCCUAUGCUCUUAACAGCGCUAUCACGGAGGGCAAGUCACCAUUGUCCAAUGAACAAAAGAACAAAUUUCAGGCCAAGAUCUUCGCGAUCAUGAGUUGGCUCAGUACAAACCAGAGUGCUGGACGAGAUACGUUGGCAUUGAUGCAAAAGGAAUUACAAGAUAUGGUCAUUGAGUCGAAUAUUCCUGUCUCGAAAAAGGUAGAGUAA